Molecule: messenger RNA, 2992 nt
Organism: Nicrophorus vespilloides
Lineage: Eukaryota; Metazoa; Arthropoda; Insecta; Coleoptera; Silphidae
Gene: IntS4
Product: integrator complex subunit 4
Exons: 9
Coding region: 85-2967 (960 amino acids)
Biological process (GO): snRNA processing
Cellular component (GO): integrator complex
Source: RefSeq, a predicted model, not a curated record
CUUUGUUGUGAUAACCUAAAACUGUGUUAAAGUGAUGAUUAGUUAAAACAGUGGAAUAACAACAAUAUUAUAAAGUUAUUAGAAAUGGCAGCUGUUCUAAAGAAACGUGCGUUAGCUGAAUAUUCCCAAACACAAACAUUAAAUAAACAGGAUUAUGCUCAGCAGCAGCCUGUAAAAAAGCUGUGCUUAGUAAAAAAGCCUACAACUGAUAGUGCAGGUUUGGUAAUUUUGAGUUGCCUUGAUACUUGCAAAAGCAGCAAAGAAGCUCUACACACCCUACUUCGAAUCUCAGAUUGUGUUGAAUUUGAUCCUUCGGACAUCCCAGAAGCCAUAAGAAGGCUCUGCAAAUAUUUUAGAAUUGAGAAUGAGAGUGCUGUGAAGGUGAAGAUAUUGGCUCUGAUUGCAGAGUUGGGUAACUUGGAAGGAGCUGAUGUUAUUUUAGUUAUUGAUGACAUCAUUAAUUUGAUUGAGAAAGAAACAUCUCACAAAGUUAUUGCUCAGGCACUAAAAACAUUGCUGACACUUAGUAAUCAUAUGAAAGAUAACCAAAUAAUAUUGGGAAAGUUAAUUGAAAUUGCGAAGAAUUAUUUGAAGGAUGUGAGUCAUUCAGUGAAAUGUAGAAGCCUAGAGAUGUUGGGAUUUCUUGUACCAUUGUGUAAAGAGAAAGACUUAGAAGGUAUGUCCAAUUUAGUGGUAUCAUAUUUUGAUAAUGGUGAUGCUAGAGUGAGGGCACAAGCCUUUUCCACUAUGAUUCAUUUCCAUGAAAAAGGUUUGAAAUUAAAUCCUACUAUUUAUAAAAGCGUCUGUGAUGGCUUAAAAGAUGACUAUGAGAUUGUUAGAAAAGUGGUCCUCAAAUUGCUAUGGGUUUUAGGAACUACUUUCCCUGAAAAUAUUGUAGUUUUGCCAGAUAGUGAACAAGAAAUUAGAUUGAUUGAUGACGCCUUUGCUAAAAUUUGCAAUAGCGUUAAUGAUUUAUCAAUGCAUGUGAGGACACAUGCAGCUAAACUUCUGGGAUCCAUGAAAUUAGUCAGCAUGAGGUUUCUAAAUCAAACUUUAGAUAAGAAGUUGAUGUCAAAUAUGAGAAGAAAGAGAACUGCGCAUGAACUGCAGUGGGAAAAUGUUACAAGUGGUGAAUGGGCAAGUGGCAAGAAAUGGGCUGACGAUGCUCCAAGAGAGGUGAUUGAUAAAGACAGGAUUAAUUUGAUGAGCAGCGGAUCCUGUGGCGCAUUUGUCCACGGCUUAGAAGAUGAAUAUUUGGAAGUUAGAUCGGCAUCCGUAGAAUCUCUGUGUCAGCUAUCAUUAAACAAUCAACAGUUUGCGAACUUAUCUCUAGACUUCUUAGUCGAUAUGUUCAACGAUGAAAUUGAAGAUGUCAGAUUGAAGGCCAUCGAUAGUUUGCGUUGCAUUUCCGAACACAUCACUUUAAGGGACGAUCAAUUGGAAACAAUUUUGGGCGCAAUUGAAGAUUUUUCUCAAGAAAUAAGAGAGGGAUUGCACAGGAUGUUGGCUUCUUGUACGAUGUCAACGACAGCGGGUCUCAGGAUGUGCGUUGAGAAGCUCUUAGACAAUUUGAAAAAAUAUCCACAAGAUCGUAGAUCUACGUAUAAAUGUUUACAAAGAAUUGGUGCUCAGCAUCCAGAAUUGGUAUUACCGCUAGUACCUCAAUUUUUAUCUAUUCAUCCAUUCUUUGAUAUGGCCGAGAGCGACGUUGAUAAUCCACAAUAUAUUUGUAUUUUAAUCCUUGUGUUGAACGCUGCUAAGUUUAAUACAACAAUUCCACCAUUGUUUGAACCCCAGACACUUCGCCAUUAUUCAUAUUUAAGAGACACGAUGCCGACUUUAGUUCCAAAACUUUGUCUACCCAAUGAAAAUAACAAUGCCAUUGUUACACCUAGCUCGGUUCCUGAAAGUUUGGAGUUUUUAAAGAACGUAAUCGAUAAUUUAAAUAUUGAAAACAACACAGUUCGGAUGCAAACAAAUUUGUUGGAAGUUUCCAAGGAGCAUUUAUUGCGUCUUAGCGAAAUGGAUUCGGUUGUUGCCGGCACAGCAAAAUUUACGUCCCUGUAUAUCGGGGCACAAUUGUUGAUGUCCCAGAUUUUGGAAAAAGGAUUUUUUUCGAACUUGGCAAAUCUAGCAGCGCAGGAAUCUACCAAUUUAAAGAAUAAUAUUGAACAAUUGUUAUUGCACUGUCUGAAAUUGCAAUACUUGUUUGUGGGGAUGAGCCCUUUGGAAUAUUGCGCUGUUAAACAAAUGAGAUUGAGAACUUUGGGUUUAAAUUUGGUAUACAUUGUGAAAGGAAGCAAUGCAUCCGCGUUGGCACCAUGCCACCAUUUCUUAUCAGCUGUUGAAGAUAUGCAACGUGAAUUGACUAAUGAAAAUUUGGAACCAGAUGCUUUUACAGAAUCAUUAUUUAGAGAAUUGGCUAUGGUCGAGGAACCAAAACCUGGUAUAGUGGCCAGAAUUUUGACACCGAUUUUGAUUGAAGCCAAGUUAGGGAAAAUCCCGCAGCCUAAUACACUGAUACAAAUGAGCAGCGUUCAAAUAUUGGAGCCGUCUGGUCAAUCUGAUAGUACGUUGAAGUUUACAGCAGGAUUGAUUAUGGCAGUGCCGUUUGAAGCUGAACUAUUGCGUUUGUCUGAACCCAGUAGGUUACGUAUAAAGGUAAAAUAUCCGGAUCAGAGGACUCAAGUUACUCUACCAAGACCAGCACACAUUAAACCACUCAACUACGAUGGAAAUGCAAAUGAUGCCAAAUUUGGACAGGACUUGCGGCUGUUAACCACUGUAUUGAUAUCGCAUCAGGUUUGGUCAGAGGCAUGCAAUGUUGAAAUCAGUAUUGCUUUAGCCGUACCAGAAGGGGAUAUUGGUAAAAGGAAAUCAUCGGAAUUAAAUCCAUACCUCAUUGACUUGUGUAAACCUGUUAAAGUUAGUGUCUCUCCCAAACCAAUCAAAAGAACAACUCUAUAAAUGUUAUAUAAAUAUAGUUUUUACU